GCUGGUGUGCACGCCUCCUGAGUCAUACUAGAGGUCCACUCUGAAUACCUCUUCUCCACCGGAUACGUCUUGGGGCAGCCUCUGGCAUAAGUUCAAUUGUCCUCAGGAUGCAAUUAGGGAAAGUUGUAUUUCUGGUUGUAAUGCUUGUGAGUUACCGCCGCUUCGAUAUCCAAAAGUUAUUUAUGGUAUUUAAUUAAACAAAAAACAUUCUGGGCUAAUAAUGUAAAAUAUAGCACACACAAAAACCUAAAUACUGCAAAGUUGCUUAGGAGCUAGAAGCAGAGCUGCCAUGUCUGUUGGCACCAUCUUCAUUCAUGUGCAAGCCAACUUUGUUCAGUUGUAGUUGAGUUUGUUCUAUUGGCAUGCUACCUUCAUGAUAAGUUCUGCAUCUUAGCUAGCAUGAGUAUUUGUAUCUUCCUGUCACACUCACAUAGUCUAGUCCAUUGUUUUUGCUGCCAACCUAGGCUUUCAAUACACCUCCUAAACUCAUGAAUAUUCUAUGAGGGGGUGUGUACUUCAGGAUAUGAACAAAGCAAAAAAAGAAAAUAAAACAUUUCAUAAAUUGUGUUAUUUGUUUUCUUUUAUUCCAUGUCCAAUUUUGACACAAUAAAUGAGAAAACAGGUCGAUUUAAGGGUUUUGUUUUUAAAAUGCAGAAAACGAAAACGAGUUGGUUUUUUUCGAAGUCGCCUUAUUCAUACACAUAUGGGUCACCAGGUCUCAGUUCGGGGGUGGAUCACUUAUCCUCACUCACAAUUGCACUGCAUAACCUUUCAAACUGCAUUCCAACUCCGCAGGAGCAAUGACAUCCUACAAGCUCACCUAUUUCAACAUGCGAGGUAGAGCAGAGCUGCCUCGGUAUAUCUUUGCCUAUGCUGGAAUAGCCUUCGAGGAUCGACGGGUAGAGUGGAGAGACUGGCCAUCGAUCAAGAAGACCUUUCCAUUAGGAAAGCUCCCAGUGCUAGAGGUGAAUGGACUCCCUCUGACCCAGAGUCUGGCCAUUGCACGGUUCCUGGCAAAGGAAGCAGGACUUGUGGGUAACAGCAGACUAGCCGAGGCCCAGGCAGACGCUCUGGUCGACACUCUCAACGACUUCACCCUCUUAAUCCCAUGGAGAGAGGACAACCCACAGAUCAAAACACAGAAGAUUGACAUGCUUUUCCAAAGCCACGCCCCCAAGUUACUGGACCAUCUCCAGUGUCAUUUGGGAGACAGGAAGUGGUUAGUGGGUGAUUCGGAGACCUGGGCUGAUCUGUACUGCCAUGUGUGCUUCACUACCUUCAGUGUGCUGAGACCGGGCUUUGCUGAUCACCAUCCUGCCCUGUGUGGCCUGACUGACCGGGUGGAGGCCAUCCCGAACAUCGCUAAGUGGAUCCAGUGCAGACCUACAACAGAGUUCUAAAACCUGAGCCCAGUUCAGUAGGGACCCAGAGCAGACCUACAACAGAGUUGUAAAACCUGAUCCCAGUUCAGUAGGGACCCAGAGCAGACCUACAACAGAGUUGUAAAACCUGAGCCCAGUUCAGUAGGGA
Oncorhynchus mykiss (rainbow trout) is the source of this 1530-nucleotide messenger RNA. RefSeq names its product hematopoietic prostaglandin D synthase. Gene Ontology annotation, molecular function: glutathione transferase activity. The record is from RefSeq and is a predicted model, not a curated record. Gene Ontology annotation, biological process: glutathione metabolic process. Lineage: Eukaryota; Metazoa; Chordata; Actinopteri; Salmoniformes; Salmonidae.